Spea bombifrons (plains spadefoot toad) is the source of this 874-nucleotide messenger RNA. Its product is annotated as indolethylamine N-methyltransferase-like. NCBI's taxonomy places the organism in Eukaryota, Metazoa, Chordata, Amphibia, Anura, Pelobatidae. The record is from RefSeq and is a predicted model, not a curated record. The transcript is spliced from 3 exons. Bases 1 to 801 code for a protein of 266 amino acids. Gene Ontology annotation, cellular component: cytosol. Gene Ontology annotation, molecular function: N-methyltransferase activity.
AUGGCAUCCACUUUCACGGGCACGCAGGUGUAUCAAAAUGACUUUGAUCCUAAAAUAUACUUGGAUACUUAUUAUGGGGCUGAAAAUGGGGUUUUUAUCAAAGAUAAGUAUUUGGAAUUUAUUUUGAGAAAACUCCAUGCAGCUUUCACUACAGGGGGUGUUAAAGGGAACUCCUUGAUUGAUAUCGGUCCUGGGCCUGCCAUAUACCAGGAGCUGUCUGCUUGUGAGGCUUUUGAUGAGAUCACCGCGGCAGAUUUCACGGACCGUAACAGGGAAUACCUGGAGAGAUGGAGGAGGGGUGAACCUGGGCUCUUUGACUGGACACCGGCACUCAAGUUUGUUUGUGACUUAGAAGGUCAUAGUGGCAAGCUAGCAGAGAAAGAAGAAAAACUAAGAAAAACCCUUAAGAGAGUAGUGAAAUGUGAUGUCACCAAGAGUAACCCUUUAGAUCCGUUGGUCUUGCCAAAGGUAGACUGUGUUCUUACUGUAGGAUGCCUGGAGUGUGCGUGCAAAGAUGAAGAGGCUUAUGGGAAUGUCAUCAGAAAUCUCUCGUCUCUUCUAAAAGUAGGGGGUCAUCUGAUCAUUGGGAGUAUAAUGGGUAGCACAAUAUUCAGAUGUGGGUCCAAACAGUUCUCCCUGAUAAACUUAAAUAGUACUUUUCUUAAAAAGGUCAUGACUGAGACUGGCUUCAUCAUUGAGGACCUUGAAGUCCUCUCUAGAGAUUAUGAUAAAGCUAUGUUUGAUAUCUGCAACCAUACUUCUGGUAUUUUCAUCCUGGCACGCAAAAUUAAGGAUGUGUGAAGUGGGUACGAAGGACACCGAGUGAUUUUUUGUGAUCAUGUUACUUUUGCUCAGAAUAAGCAGUUAUGAUCAA